Messenger RNA from Nicotiana attenuata, 1735 nucleotides. RefSeq names its product condensin-2 complex subunit H2-like. The record is from RefSeq and is a predicted model, not a curated record. The transcript has 8 exons. The annotation marks the transcript as partial. Lineage: Eukaryota; Viridiplantae; Streptophyta; Magnoliopsida; Solanales; Solanaceae. Gene Ontology annotation, biological process: meiotic chromosome condensation; mitotic sister chromatid separation. Gene Ontology annotation, molecular function: chromatin binding. Gene Ontology annotation, cellular component: condensin complex; nucleus.
AAAAAUACUAGUAUUUAUAACUUAAUUGCAUAUUUUGCUUACACUCCAUAUUCACAUCUUGGAGCGGCAAAAAGUAACCCAAAAAUUUUGAAUCUCCUCUUCUCUCACUCGCUCACUCACACUGAACUCCCAAUUUCUGAUGGCUCUCCGGCGAUUCCUCUAUUACUCUCUUUCAAAAGCUUCAAUUGGGUCACCGUAAUCUCCAGAUCUGAGUUCACUCCUGUUGAAAAAUCGGGUCUUUUUGGCAUUUGGGUGCUCCAAAUAUCAUAAUUUAGGGUUUCCUAAUGAUUCUUUUUGUUGUUGGUUUUCUCAUGAGAUGAGAAAAGAGCAAGAAGAACCGAGCAGCAGCGGGUUUCAUAAUUUACAACCACAUCGAGACCUCGAAUCGAAUUGGGGGGUUGACGUGGCCAAAAAUUUAGAAGACUAUUUGCUUAAAAUCUGUUCUGGUGAAAUUGCUGAUGAUGCUCAUUGCCUUUCUGUCAAUUUUGCUGAAGCUGCAUUGCUGCUUCAGGGAUCAGUUCAGGUUUACAGCAGGAAGGUUGAGUAUCUGUAUUCACUGGUAUUACAUGCCUUGGAGUUCAUUACCCAGAAAAGCGAACAGGACCACCCAGAAAGCGCAUCAGCACAGGCAGAGGAAAAAUCUAAUGAUGAAGAGAAUGAUCCAUUCUGGGUCUCAGAAGAAAUCCCUGUGGAAGCAAAGAACAUGCUCGAUAGCGCAACCCAUAGGGAUUCUUCACUGACCCAGUUAGUGAAAGCCCCUGCAAAUCUGGUUGUCUGUGAAGGUGAUUGCCUGGACUCUACUGGAGAUUCAGGAGAACUAGAGUCUUACUUGCUGGCUACAUGUGAUCUUUACCAAGAUUUUAUUCUGUUGGACUCCUGUGAUGCUGUAGCAGUGGAUAAUUUUUUGAACAACGAUGAUAUUGCAAGGAAGGGGCUAAACAAUAGCUGCAGGGGUGGUUCUGUAGGUUCCAAACAUCGAAAGAGCUUUCUCUCUCCCACUAGAGUUUCUGAGAGCACUGCCAACAAGUUUUCAGCUCAAAAGAGCCACGAUGCUAAUUUUUGUAUGUCACCAAGGGUUGAGCCUGAGUUUGGUCCUGCAAGUUAUAAUGGUGAUUGUAACAUGCCUGAUAAUUACCAUAAUGGUAAUUGUGAUAGUCCUGAUAAUUACGACGAUGGACAUGGAGGUGAAGAUGGAUACCCAGAACCUAGAGAUUCAGAUGACUCAGACGAUGAAGACCCAUGGAAACCCUUGAAUCCCCAUGAACCUGGCGAUUUGAAAGUAAAACCUUACAGAAAAGUUAAUUUUAGUAGAAGGCAGGGUGUGGAUUCCAGAAAACGUGCAUCUUUGACUACAGAGUUUACACUUGCAAGAUUACAUGGUACCACCAGUUCAGACCUCAAUGAUAUAUGGGACAAAAAAUAUUGUGCCAUGAAAAAGCAGGGAGACUCACAAUCUCCUCCUCCUUAUGAGAAGCUGCGAGAAUCACUUAUAAGGGGGGUGAACGAAGAUUAUGAUGACCUGUUUAGUCCUAAGGAAAACAAUGAAGAAAAUGAAUAUGAUAGUGGAGAUCAUGAUUUUGGGCAACCUGAUUACGACGUACCAGAAUUGGCAGAUGCGAAUGAGGAUGUAGCUCAACACGGUGAAAAGCAUAAAGAUUAUGAUUCACCCUUUGACAAUGGCGCUCAUGAAUAUCCCGAUGCUCAUAACCUUGAAGAUCUAUGUCGCUCCCACUUA